Molecule: messenger RNA, 1128 nt
Organism: Aspergillus brunneoviolaceus CBS 621.78
Lineage: Eukaryota; Fungi; Ascomycota; Eurotiomycetes; Eurotiales; Aspergillaceae
Exons: 2
Coding region: 1-1128 (375 amino acids)
Source: RefSeq, a predicted model, not a curated record
AUGAAGUCAUUACAAGACUGGUUGAACAACGUGCAGACGUUAAUGUGUGUGCAGGUGGAGGGCUUAGAGGAAUUAGUCGAGGAACUAUGCCUGGAGUGCGCUCAUCCAAAUAAAAGCCAUCGACUAGAACGCUUGCGGCACUUUCAAACGGAUUUACGGGGCUUUGUGGGGGAGUGGGAUUGGCUGGCUGACAAUGUGUUGGCGCGCUACUUUCAUAGUCCGUGGUCGCGACGUGAAUGGGACCAACUGCGUGAGGACUUGAAGUUUAUAAGGCAGUCUUUGGUUCAGGAGCUUACUGACUCGGUUCGGAACAGGCUCUACGCCCAUUUUAAUCGGUUCCGGGACGUGUUACGCGCUCGCGGCCGCUCAAAGCGCUUCAACGACAUGCUGCAGGAACGCCUUGCCGGGUCAUACCAGAGGGCCGCCAAUUUGCGUCUCCCGGAAGACAACCGCGUCCAGCUCAUGUGGUUCCUUCACGCAGCCUGUGAGGCUCGAUACCCACGGGCCGACCCCAGGCUCCGGGUGCAGAUCAGCAACCUCAUCUGGCGGCGUCGCAGAGUCAUUACGCGUCAAUCAAGCCAUCUUCCGCCCGCGACGGUCGACUUCACUCGCACCACUGAGUUUCCUCCGAUCCCCGGGAUCUUCAUUCGGUGUCCUUACUGUGAGCACCGAUUUCUAUCCCGCGAUCUCAGUCAUUCGAAGUGGAGAUGCCACCUGAUGGACGACCUGCGGCCCUAUCUCUGCAUCCAUCUCAAGGACGCCGAUGCCCACCCUGCGAAGCUUCUGCCUUCAUUCUUGAAUGAAUGCCCCUUCUGUGAUGUUCCUUGCGCCGAUUCCCAGUGGUCCUCGGUGGAGAAGCUGCUGAGACAUAUUGCAGAACGUCAUCUGGAGGAACUUUUUCUGUUGGCACUUCCGGGGGGGCCGACGGAUCUGUUCUCGAAUGUCUUUCUGAGAGAAGGGAAGAUUAGCCUGGGGCCUUACGAGGCUCCCGAGGUUCCUGAGGCUUAUGAGGCUUAUUAUAGGCCUUUCGGGAGCCCAGAGGAUGAUGAAGUCGAAGAGAGUGUUGAUACAGAGGAAGACGACGGCCUGACCUCUGAGGGAGUCCGCUCUUCCCGCUCCUUAAUUUAG